UUGCUGGCUUGAAAACAUCAUAUCGUCAACAACGACCAACAACGACAAAUAAGCUGCAUCAACAGUGAUUGAUCACUUGAAUGAAAUAAACUCUUUCUCUCGCUCAUUCUCUCUCUCUCUCUUUUUAUUUAAUCAAUUUUAAAUUGUCGAAUAAAAAUGGCCGAAUCCAGUAAAACAUCACGUGUACGAAUGAAUUUUCACAAAGAAUGUGAAGAUGGCAUUAAUAAACAAAUCAAUAUGGAAUUGUAUGCAUCCUAUGUAUAUCAACAGAUGGCCUAUCAUUUUAAUCGUGAUGAUGUUGCAUUGCCUGGUUUUGAAAAAUUUUUCGAUGAAUCAUCCAAAGAAGAACGUGAACACGCUGAACGUUUUAUGAAAUUACAGAAUCAACGUGGUGGACGUAUUGUAUUGGAUGAUAUUCAUAAACCGCAACAACAAGAUUGGUCAUCAGGAUUGGAAGCAAUGCGUGCUGCAUUGGAAUUGGAAAAAACAGUCAAUCAGGCAUUGUUGGAUUUACAUGCCGUUGCCACCAAACACAAUGAUGCACAAUUUGCUGAUUUUAUUGAAACACAUUAUCUAACUGAACAAGUGGAAGCCAUCAAGAAAUUGGCUGAUUAUAUUACCAAUUUGGAACGUUGUGGCCCAGGACUUGGUGAAUAUCUUUUUGAUCGUCAUACAUUGCAUUCAUCGUAAUGUGUAAUUGACAAUCGAUUGAUUCGAUUCGAUACACAAUAAACACCAAUUUGUUAAUGAUUU
Molecule: messenger RNA, 753 nt
Organism: Dermatophagoides farinae (American house dust mite)
Lineage: Eukaryota; Metazoa; Arthropoda; Arachnida; Sarcoptiformes; Pyroglyphidae
Product: soma ferritin
Biological process (GO): intracellular iron ion homeostasis; iron ion transport
Cellular component (GO): cytoplasm
Molecular function (GO): ferrous iron binding; ferric iron binding
Source: RefSeq, a predicted model, not a curated record